AUGUGGAUCCACUUCUUCAAUUGUGGAGUGUAGAGCGGGUCCCAUUUGUUUUAUUGUUUGGAUAGAGACUAAGGUAGACCGGGUGGGUCUGUCUGUUCGAUUGUGCUUGCCUUUUUUUCGCUGUUGCUCGCAAAAUCUCUCGAUCUAUCUCUGUCUGAAAUGGCGGCUGAGUCCAUGCCAAAGGGAGAUGAGAACUCACCAACAAUGGAAGUACCACUUGUAGAGGAGCAAGAUGGUUCCCAGCUCUCCAAAUCUCUUCACCGUUUAGAGACCUUCCUAAGGCUCUUUGGCUAUUGUCAAUACUCCUUUUUAAGCUUCGUAAUCUCUUGGCUUUCUUUUCUGCUUCUGGGUAUUGUUCUUCCGGUCUUUAUGAUCAAAUUAUCUGCUUCUUCGAAAGCUGAGAAGUACCAGAUCAAUAGCUUCGAGUUUCAGAUUUUGGUGUUUCAAUCUCUGGCUGCAGCAAUUUCUCUCCUUUGCAUAUCUCACAAUUUGAGAAAAUAUGGGGUGAGGAAUUUUCUGUUUGUCGAUAGGUCCCAUGGCCAUAUGGCUGAGUUCCGUGACGAAUACGUAAAGAAGAUACAUGAUUUCUUCUUUUUGGUGGCAGUGUGGGUAUUGCCAUGUCUGCUUCUGAAGAUUGUUCUUGAGAUCGUUCGAGAUAUGCAUGUGCAUCGUGAUCCUUGGUGGCAAACUGUUGCAAUUUCGAUUGCUCACAUCAUCUCUUGGACUUAUUCAACUAUUAUCUUUUUAUCUGGCUGUGCUUUAUUCAAUCUAUUGUGCAAUUUGCAAGUGAUACACUUCGAAAAUUAUGGGAAGCUUUUGGAAAGGGAUAUGGAUGUUUUGGUAUACAUUGAGGAACAUAUUCGCCUAACGCAUUACCUGUCUAAAAUAAGCCACAGGUUCCGAAUAUUUUUCAUUCUUGAGAUAUUGGUUGUAACUGCCUGUCAGGCUGUGGCUUUAUUUCAAACCACAGGAAACAAAGAUAUAAUCACUCUCAUGAAUGGCGGUGAUUUUGUAAUUUCUUGCAUAGCUGAGCUUGUUGGGAUAAUUAUUACCCUGCAUGCAGCUGCAAAAACCACUCACAGAGCUCAAGGUGUCGCAUCAAUUGCUGCCAAAUGGCAUUCUUUGGUUACUAGCAACUCUAGAGAUGCAGCUAUAACCAGUAGCAGCGGAAAUCUGGAUCCUCCUAACAUGGCCAGCAUAUUGCAUUUAAAUUACUCAGAAAGUGAUCUGGAGGCAGUUGACUACGUGCCAGUGCCGACAAUUGCCCAAUUGACUUCAUCAUAUAACAAGAGACAAGCUUUUGUGUCGUAUUUGCAGUCCAACCCGGGUGGGUUUUCUGUUUUUGGAUGGAUGAUUGAACGGCCACUCAUCAACACUAUCUUCUUUCUUGAGAUUUCACUUGUUCUUUUUGUGCUCGGAAAGACCAUAACUUUCACUUCCAAAUAACAGAACUCAGCAACCCCCUUUUUGUAUUCGGACCGGGUGCAGAGCCGUCAAGUUAAUCUUAAAUUUUGAUUUUCACAGCACAUGUAUUAGUUAUAAAUUACUACGGCUAUGUUUCUUUUCGUAUGUCAUUUCAAGCAUAAUACCAGCCGCUUCUUUCUUUCGAGUA
This is a messenger RNA of Hevea brasiliensis (rubber tree), 1612 nucleotides long. RefSeq lists its product as uncharacterized. The coding region runs from base 160 to 1446 and encodes 428 amino acids. The record is from RefSeq and is a predicted model, not a curated record. NCBI's taxonomy places the organism in Eukaryota, Viridiplantae, Streptophyta, Magnoliopsida, Malpighiales, Euphorbiaceae. The transcript has 4 exons.